AAAAGUAGCAACUACCUUGAAAACUUAUGCUGUGAAAAUGAUGCCGCUUUGAGCGCGGCAUGUAUCGUCAAAAUAGCGAUAACAUCUAUUGAUCAGCUUGGUGAAUCUGAAACUCUCACUAUCAACUUGCGCUCAAGGUCAUUUAGGUUCAUAGAGUUAGAGGAAGAGAAAAAGCAGAAGCUGGAAACAAUUCUGAACAAGUCAAAGUUUCCGAUUUUACUAUUCUAUGAUUUCGCAGAAGAUUACUAUGUUGCUCAAGGAGAAAUUGGUUCUGAUAAAGAGUUAAGUCUGAAGUUUAGACUGUCAGAACCUUUAUAUACUGAUGUCAAUUUGCUGUCGGCUGUUAGUUUUCUGACGAAAACUAAGAAUAUUUUCAUCAGUUUAACCUUAUCAUUAGAGGCAGAUAUGAAUCAAACUUUGCUUGUAACAGAAUACGUUAACGAAAGAUGUGCUGUUGAUUAUGGGCUGCCAAGGAGUCCUGGCUUCAUUUUUGAUCCUAAUUAUAUUGUCAAAAAGGGUAAAAUACGCGACUCUUGGCAAAUGUUUUGGAAAGACGUUUUCUCCGAUUCUGGUUCUGGAUGUUUUGACGAUAUUUAUGAUGGUGAGCAUUGGCUGAAUCCGGACGAUACAAAUACUAUUUUGCGGCUGUGUCAAACUGACGCGGAGUUGAUCUCAGGAGACAGGUCUCUUCCCUGUGAGAGUCCAGAUUUGAUUCCAAAACUGAGGCCCUACCAGAAGGCAGCGGUUCAAUGGAUGCUUCAGAAAGAGAAAAAUUCGGGAAACUGUUUCGUCAACUUCUCAGAUCCCAACAUGCAUCCAUUGUUCCAAAAAGUUACUCUUCCAAAAUUACAAAUUACUUCAAUCGAAAACAUGCAACCGGAUACUUUGUUCCUCAAUGCCUGGACCGGUCAGUUUUCGAUUUCACUACCCCUAGUUGAGAAACCUACUCCAGGAGGAGUGCUGGCCGAUGAGAUGGGGCUAGGGAAGACGUUAGAAAUUCUGGACCUAAUCCUGAAAAACAAACGGGAUGCUGAAGAUAUAGGACAGCAGGGUACUAAAAUAGAAGGGAUUGCUUUCCCUUCCGAAAUCUUAGGUACGAUGAAAGAAACAGGAAGCGAUGUUUGCGGAUUAAGUAACUUGAACUCGUAUGAUGAAAUAAAUGGGGUGACUGAGCUUGCAUGCGUCUGCGGAAAUGUCACUCAUGACCCCGAUGAUCGUGAUGAUAGCAGAUUGGGAACUCCAGUUAAAUGUAGCGAGUGCGAUUCGUGGAUGCACUUCGAGUGUGUAUCUUAUCGCGAGGAGCCACAGAUCGGUCAGAAGAGACGGAAAAAUGGAAAGACCAGAGUGACAGCUGAAUAUCGAAGACAGUUUGUGUGUCCUUUUUGCGUCACUCAGAAAAUGGACAUCGUAAAAGUGAAGACAACGCUGAUAGUAUCUCCGAGUGCAAUUUGCAACCAAUGGAUGACAGAGAUUGAUAAACAUGUCAUCCAAGGGUCGCUCAAAGCACUCAAUUAUACAGGAGUCAGCAGCAAGCAGAGAUUCAUCUGGCCGAGUUUGUUUCAACAGUAUGAUGUGGUUAUUACGACAUUCGAGACACUCAGAGCAGAGUUACUGCACACGAACUUGCAUGAGGACAACAAAGAAGUGCCUUCAAAGCGAGCUAAAGUGCCAAAGCAGAAACUGCUCGAAGCGGAUCCCCACCCCUGCAGACUGCGAAGAGCGAAGAGGUACAGAGCACUGCCCUCUCCCCUCCCCUGUGUGGAGUGGUGGAGAGUGUGUGUAGAUGAGGCUCAGCAGAUUGAGUGUCAUACUGCCCGUGCAACUGAAAUGCUGUUAAAGUUGCAUGCAGUUAACAGGUGGUGUGUCACUGGCACUCCAAUCAGGCGAAACAUCGAAGAUAUCUACGGGCUCAUGUUAUUCCUGAAGUUAGACCCCCUUUACGUGAAUUAUUGGUGGGCGGAAUUGGUUUUAAAGCAACUCAAAGAACCCAUUUUGACCACCGAAAAAGGAACUGCAAGCGAAGAAAGCGAGGUCAAAAAAGGUCUCUGUAACUUAUCCGUCUUGAUGAGAGCCUUGAAGUUUGUUAUUUGGAGAACGUCUAAGGACCAAGUACGCGACCAGAUCUGCAUUCCGAAGCAACAUAUCAGCACAAACAAGAUAAGAUUUUCGCCAAUUGAGUCUCAUUUUUAUAACCGGAAAAAAGAGAAGUGUGCUCGACGAGCUCUGGAGUUGUUGAGAUUGGCUGAUGUGGACAGCGAAUCGGUGUUACUGAAUAGAAUGGACCGUGAGAUCUCUAAGAAGAUUCUCUCUACUGUUGGUGAUCUUAGAAAAUCGUGCAUUCAUCCUCAGAUGGUGAUGGGCGCUUGGGGCUUACAUGGUGCAGUUGACGGAGCAGCAGGUGGCAAUAACAGACUUAUGACGAUGGGCCAAUUAUUAGGCGAGAUGAAGAGCAAAGCAGUGCGUGAAUGUGAAGAGACUGUGCGACAAAUAUGUAGCAGUCUGAAUGGAAUAGCGGGACUGAAGCUCCUACAGCAUGAGAUUGACUCAACUGAUACGCAGAAGUUAGUGGAGGCAGUAGCCGUGUACCGAGAUGUCCUGCUACGUGUGUCCAACUAUGCUCUGGAAGGACUAAGAGUAGAUGCCCUGCCUAGAAUCCACAGUCUGUUCAAUCUGCACAUUGCAUUGCAUAGCUACGAAGAUUUGAUGCCGAAAACAAUGCGAGAUGCAACGUUGCUCGAAGAGUGCAGAUCACUGAAGUUGGAAUAUCUUGCGGUAUUUGAGAAAGAUGUAGUUAUCGCGCAUUCAAAAUGGAACAAAAUACAUUCCAAGAUAACAGAAAUUAAAAAGAAGAUUGAGUUCAACGCGUGGCUGGCGGAGAUCAGUGAGUGUGUGGUGGAGGGAGGAUGGGAACAUGAGCUGGUGGACAGAGUUUACACUGAUCUUCAGAGGCAUAUGAAGACUGUUAGAGAAGAAUUUCGAACAGUAAUCGGCUUAGAAUAUUUCGUCUACUCUCAACUAGAAGAAGUUAAAAAAGUGCGAGACUCGUGUUGCACUAGCGUUAACAGUCUAAAUUGCCAACUGGACAAUACAUCGAUCGCACAGAGUUACCAUUGCCACUUGAAAUUGCAAAAGGAAUCCAAACGCCUUUUAAAUGGAAUCUCGUCGCCGAGCAAGAGAACGAAAAAGUGUAAAUUUUGUGUCGUGCAAAUCGAGCUACAAAGAUAUGAGCGGCUUCUGUUUGAUUCGAAUUGGAGCAAUAAGGCGGCCAACGAUAACCUAGAUUUCGACAGCGCAGAAGAGCCUGCGGCUCUUUGGAAGCCCUCUCGCCUCGAACUAGUGUGCGCCUCUAUCAGUGCCUUUACUGCAGUUAAAGAUCUUACCAAAGAAAACCAGGACCAAGCCAAGCACGUGAAGUCUUUCUUAGUUCUCCUGAGAGAGGAGUUCAAAGAACUGAGGGACUUCUGGAGGUGUCUGACGAAUAGAGUGGCAGGUCACGAUGAGUUGAGAAUGGCAACGGAGAGAUUCAGGCUGUACAACGAAGUGAAUGAUGGGAUCAUGAGAAAUGAAGAGCUGUCUACGAAUGUAUUGAAGCCGCAUAUGGUUCCCAUAACUUUGAAACGUUUGGAGAAUGAUUUGGCCCUGUACGAAAAUGAGCUUCUGGAGAGGAAAGGACGGAAAAUCUACCUGGAAAACUUGGAGAAGACUAAGCAAGAGAACGAGCAGAGUUCAACAGCUGGUGGAUCCACGGAUGUCGACGUGUCUAAGGCAAUAGAGCCUUGUCCUGUAUGCAAAGGCCCGUUUGAGAAACAGUGGGCAGUGUUUGCUUGUGGACACAGCUUCUGCCUCAAAUGUCUUGCUCUUCUGCUUGAUGACCCGAACUUCUCUUCUUUGACCGCUGACCCCAACCUUCCACCUCAGCUGUCACCUCUGACGCUGAUGCGCCCGAAGAAGAAUAAUGUGAAGUGCCCCCUGUGUAGAAAGUGUGCGUCUGUUUCGACAAUCAGUUUUGUCACAACGGAGAAUCGGGAGCUAGAAGUAUCUUCUAAAAAUGUCGUCGGUGAUAUCAAGGGAGAUUUGUCGGCGAAAACUCACGAAUUGGUCAAGUUGGUGAAAGGAAUAAUCGAUUCAGAUGCCACUGCUAAAGUCCUAAUAUUCUCGAGUUGGAACGAAGUGUUGACGAUUCUUGCUUAUGCUUUCGAAUUGAAUGAGGUCCCCUUUCUACUUCACAAAUCUGGAUCAGCAUUCCAGGGCGUACUAAAUAAGUUCAAGCGGGACAAUGUGUUCCCAGUCUUACUGCUUCCCUACAAAUCGAGUAGCAGUGGGCUAAAUAUAAUAGAAGCGAACCACGUAAUAAUAGUGGAGCCAGUGUUGAAUCCAGCUGUAAUUCAUCAGGCCAUAGGAAGAGUGGACCGCAUAUCACAGUGCAGGGAGACAUAUGUGCACUUCUUAUUGAUCGAAAACUCAGUCGAGGAUAAACUCUGCCAGAUUCUGCCUCAAUUCAACAACAGACCGUGCAAAAAGGCUAAAUCAGCGUUGGAAACGACUCCUCCUAUUAGUUUACAAGACGUCAGAAACAUUUUUACCUGAUCAAAUUAAUUUUACAAAUGUCUCUAUUCUGAUUAGUUAGUUUAUAAUUCCUUUAUUACUUCCAAAUUUUUUGAAUGUACUGUGUAUGUUGUAUUUAUCAAGUUCUGCAAAUUGA
Messenger RNA from Symsagittifera roscoffensis, 4702 nucleotides. Its product is annotated as E3 ubiquitin-protein ligase SHPRH-like. NCBI's taxonomy places the organism in Eukaryota, Metazoa, Xenacoelomorpha, Acoela, Convolutidae. The transcript has 21 exons. Bases 406 to 4587 code for a protein of 1393 amino acids. The record is from RefSeq and is a predicted model, not a curated record. Gene Ontology annotation, molecular function: ATP binding; ubiquitin protein ligase activity; ATP-dependent chromatin remodeler activity. Gene Ontology annotation, biological process: DNA damage response; protein polyubiquitination. Gene Ontology annotation, cellular component: nucleus.